AUGUCAUGGUGGAAGAGGGCUUACCAUCAACGAAGUCAGAGACAACGGGUUUUAGAUUCCCAAUUUGAACUCGUUAACUCGAUGCGUGAUUUGGAAAUGUGUAAAGUGUCGGACCCAAAGAGGAAAAAAAAAAGGCGCUUAGAAGUCAAACGAUAUGGUGUCAUAUUCAUGUGCUUGGCAGCUCUGCGACGAUUCAUCACACGUCGUGGAAAUGUCAGAACCAUCAGAAGUGACAACGGCACGAAUUUUGUUGGUGCUGAUAACGAAUUCAAGCGUGCUUUUAAGGAAUUGGAUCGUGAAAAAAUUGAUACAUUUCACAAUGACAAUGGUUGUGAUGCAAUUGAAUGGCGAAGAAAUCCACCUUAUGCUAGUCAUUUCGAUGGUGUCUGGGAACGGCAAAUUUGCACAGUGAGAUCUAUAUCGGAAGAUCUUUUGAAGACCCAUGGCCACAGCAUCAACGAUGAAAAUCUGCGCACACUGCUAUGCGAAAUUGAGGCUGUUGUCAACUCGAGGCCAUUGACGGUGACCACCUUAAGUGAUCCAGAAAGUCUGCUGCCGAUUUCGCCAAGCAACCUUCUCAUGACAAAAACAAGGGUUAUUGCACCUCCACCUGGAGCAUUUGAUGCUGUUGACGUAUACAGUAGACGUCGUUGGCAACGCAUACAGCAUAUCACAAACGAAUUUUGGAGUCGAUGGCAAAAACAAUUUCUUGCAACGUUGCAAGAGAAAUCCAAAUGA
Molecule: messenger RNA, 738 nt
Organism: Hydractinia symbiolongicarpus
Lineage: Eukaryota; Metazoa; Cnidaria; Hydrozoa; Anthoathecata; Hydractiniidae
Exons: 2
Coding region: 1-738 (245 amino acids)
Molecular function (GO): nucleic acid binding
Source: RefSeq, a predicted model, not a curated record